AUGGCCAACGGCCCGCCUUCAGGCGGCGGCCCCGGCCGCGGCCCUGUGCCGGGCUUCAUGCCCCCCGGGCCGCCCGGCAUGCCGGGGAUGGCGCGCCCCAUGGGGCCACCAAGCGGCUCCUACCCGGCCCCGCCCGGCGCCGGCGGCCCGCCCGGCCCGCCGGGUCCGCCGGGCCCGCCCGGCGCGCCGCCCGGCCCCUACGGCGCCGCCCCACCGCGCCCAGGCUUCCCCGGCGCGCCGCCACCGCUGCCGCCGCCGGCGCCCGGGCUCGGCCCGCACGCGCACCACGCGCACGGCCCCCACACCGGCGGCGCGCCGGUGCCCGGCGGGCCGCCGCGGCCGCAGGGCAUGCAGUCGCGCAUCGACCCCAGCCAAAUCCCGCGGCCGGUCGCGGCGCGGCACGGGCCGGAGCCGAUCGUGUUCCACACGCGCUUCAACGGGGCCCACCAGAGCCCGCCGCCAUCCACGUCCCGCUUCAUCGUGCGCGACUGUGGCAACGCGAGCCCGCGGCUCCUGCGGUCCACGCUCAACGCGGUGCCCUUCACGCCCGAGCUGCUGGGCAGCAGCGGCAUGGCCUUUGGGCUCGUGGUGCAGCCGCUGGCGCUGCCUGACCCUUCGGACGACCCAGUGGCGGUGGUCGACCUGGGUGAGCUGGGCCCCAUCCGCUGCGGCCGCUGCAAGGCAUACGUCAACGCCUACUGCCGCUGGCUGGACGGCGGGAAGGCCUUCGGCUGCAACUUCUGCGGUGCGACCACGCCCUGCCCGGAGCCCUACUUCUGGGCCGUACUUCUGGUGCGGCUUGACAAUGACCACUGGUGGCUUGGUUUGGCAGUGGGCUACCUCGGGCCUGACGGGCGGCGGCGCGAUGCGGACGAGCGGCCGGAGCUCAGCAGAGGCACCUAUGAGAUCGUGGCUACGCGCGACUACAUGGUGCGGCCCCCAAUGCCCGUGACCCACGUGUUCCUCAUCGACGUGUCCAUGGCGGCGCUGGGCAGCGGCGCCACCGCCGCGGCCUGCCAGUGCAUAGAGCAGGUCUUGGACAGCAUCCAGGGCGGCGACAACGCGCUGGUGGGUGUGGCCACCUUUGACAGCGCGGUGCACUUCUACCAGGUGGCGGCGGGGCAGCAGCAGCCGGCGAUGAUGGUCAUGGCUGACACGCAGGACGUCUACUCGCCCCUGCCGGCCGCGAUGCUGACUAAGCUGGCCGACUGCAAGGAGCAGCUGGUGGACCUCCUGCACAGCAUCCCCUCGAUGUUCUUAAAUUCCACUCACGGCCCAGAGAGCUGCGGCUCGGCGGCGAUCGAGGCGUGCAUUGAGCUGCUCAAGCCCGUCGGCGGCAGGAUUCACGCGUUCCUCGCGCAGCUGCCAAACUCGGGCGUGCGCAGCCUCAAGAUCCGGGACCACAUCUCAAUGGUCAAUGAGAAGGACAAGCAGCUGCACCUGGUGCCACAGGACAAUACCUACUACACCGUGGCAGCCCUGGCGGCGGACUUCCAAGUGUCUGUCGACCUGUUCCUGCUGGUGCAGUCCUAUGCUGACGUGGCCACGCUGGGCGUGCUGCCGUCCACCACUGGGGGCAGCGUGUACCACUACUGCCCCUUCAGCCCGCCCCUGGACCAGGACCAGCUGCUCAACGACCUCAAGUGGAACGUCAGCAGGCCGCAGGGCUUGGAGGCCAUCCUGCGCGUGCGCGCCAGCACGGGGCUGGACGUGGACGGCUACGUGGGCGCCUUCUACAAGCCGCCAAACAGGUGA
Molecule: messenger RNA, 1755 nt
Organism: Monoraphidium neglectum
Lineage: Eukaryota; Viridiplantae; Chlorophyta; Chlorophyceae; Sphaeropleales; Selenastraceae
Product: Protein transport protein Sec24-like CEF
Exons: 15
Coding region: 1-1755 (584 amino acids)
Biological process (GO): intracellular protein transport; endoplasmic reticulum to Golgi vesicle-mediated transport; COPII-coated vesicle cargo loading
Cellular component (GO): endoplasmic reticulum exit site; COPII vesicle coat
Molecular function (GO): zinc ion binding; SNARE binding
Source: RefSeq, a predicted model, not a curated record